Messenger RNA from Fusarium oxysporum Fo47, 2387 nucleotides. RefSeq lists its product as uncharacterized. Bases 473 to 2131 code for a protein of 552 amino acids. The record is from RefSeq and is a predicted model, not a curated record. NCBI's taxonomy places the organism in Eukaryota, Fungi, Ascomycota, Sordariomycetes, Hypocreales, Nectriaceae. The transcript has a single exon.
GAAGCUUGCUUCCCUCGAUCCUUUUCAACGACUCUUCGCUGAGGGAUCUACCGCUCGACAUUUCGAUAUCCUUUCAUCGAUCGCGUAUUCGCGUCGCCCUUUCAUUCAUCAAUUUUCACUUGUUUACUCUAUCGACUAUUCUGGAUUUAAUCUUUGACCCUCUCUGAACUUUGUUCUGUUCGAUCACCCGGCUUCUUGGAUUUGCCUCUUUUGGCUUCUCGCGACGCUUCCUCGGCAUACGUUUUGCAUCGACAAUUCAUCGGAAUCCAACGUUUGUCGAUUUUAUCGAUAUACCCACAUCGCUUAAUUUGGUCGCCUUGAUUUAUACAAACGCUACUUUCUAAUCCGACCGGCUACUUUCUUGAACGCAAGAACUAGUCGAACCACAUUCUCUGUCUAUUUUUCUUAUCUCUCGAAUCUUUAGAUCUACCAAUCCCGCUUUGAGCCAAGGACGCAGGCGGUCUCGCUCAAAAUGUCUUCCAACGGUUUCGCUAACGGCCUCUCCAUGCCCACUGGCGGCCUUGCUGCCCGUCGCGGUGGCCAAAACCCCAAGCCUCUCUCGGUUGAACUCAUCAACCAGACAAAGGAUCAGGACCCUGGUGCUCCCACCCCUCGCACCAGUCGUUCACACCUCCUUGCUGGCCUCAGAACGGCUCCCAAGUCCGCUACUGCUGCUUCCUUCGGCCCUCAAUCUCCCACGACCGCCGGUCCCACGCAGCAGUAUGCCCGGAACUCCAUGGCUGGAAAUGCCUAUGGCAUGGGCCAGGACAACGCCUACAACGCCCCCAAGACGGCCUAUCCCCAAUACGGUGCUCAGAACAACUACAACUCAAUGGUAGGCCAGCAGUACACUGUUGAACAGGUUCUGGCCCCCCCUGAGCUUGCCAUGGAUGAGCAGAACCAUGACGAUCCUGGCCUGUAUGCCCAGCUUCUUGCUACCAACAUGUACUUGGCUCAGCAGCAGCAGCGCCUUCAGCAGCAGCUUAGGAAUGUCCAGGCAGCUGCUCAGCAAUUUCAACAGCUGAACCUUAACAACUCUCAGUUCACACAACAGCAGAUUGCUCUGUACGAGCAGCAGCAGCAGCUCCAGAACCUGCAACUUAACGUCCAGGCUGCUUUCACCCAGCAGGCUCAACAGCAACAAGCCCAGCAGCAAGUUCAGCAGCAGCAGCAGCAGCAGCAGAUAUACUACAACCCUAUGACUGGUCAGUAUUUUGUUGGAGACCCUCAGCCUUCUGUUCAGGUCACCUCGCCCUACAACGAGCAGCCCUCGACCCCCGGCUUUGGAGGCUUCCACCACCAGCAGAACACGCCCUCGGUGCAGGUUUCUCCUCCUGUUGAGUCUCAGCCUUUCUCGUUCCGCAGCAACUCGCCUCCCAAGCGCUACGAGUCCCCCACCGAGGUUGCCCCUCUUCCUCCCCCCUCUGCUAAUGCUUUCCGCCGUGGACACAAGAAGGCCUCAUCUUUGGCUCCCGUCAACAGUGCUCUAGCUGCUUCUUUGUCUUCUGACGCUCCUAAGUCUGCUGGACCUAAGACUUCCACUUUCCCAAUCACCCCCCUGACUGGUGGAUACGGACCUGGUCAGGCCCGUGCUGGAGAGCAUCCUAUCCGUCAGCCCCGUGGACCUCCUUCCCUGGACGAGCUCAAGGCCAAGCCCACUGCUAAGCACGAGGGAAGCAAGAACUUCUCUGCUCGCACUCGUCGUUCCGCUGUGCACAACCUUGUUCGUGCCGGCCUUGAACGCCGCAAGGGAACUGGUAGUUCUUGCGGAAGCAUGAGCCCCGUUUCUGAGACUGCCGAGGAGUCUUCGACACCUAUUACCGAUAACGAGUCCGAUUCCGGCCGCAGUGGAUCUGGUAGCUUAGCUGGUGAUAUGGAGUGUCCUAGCUCGCGCACUUCUGCUAGUGGUAGCUGGGGAGCUAUUGGCUCUGAUCGUCCCAGCUCGCGACAGAAGGCUCGCAAGAGCGUGGACAGUGUGGACAGUGUUGCCUCAAACACGGAGAGCGAGAACAGCUCUUUUGCUAAUGUGUUCAAGAACGGCGCUCUGCGAGCCGCCAAGGCACAAGACUCGGCUGAUGGCCAGCGCAAGGCACCUAGACUGGUGCUCACCAAGAGCACUCCCACUGCUUAAAAGGUGACGCUUCUGCCUGAACCCUUAUCACUGUCACGAUUUACGCGCCCGGACUUUUUCUUUCUGUUCACACGACUGCUUGGACUGGCGGACUGCAUUUUGAUGGUUGUCGUUUAGUCUUUUCUGAUCACGCUGGGAGUCCUGUUACCAUCUGUAUGGGAUGGAUGAAACACGUUUUCCUUAUCUAUUUCCGCGAAUUUUACCAUUACAGAAGUUUUAUAAUUCACUUCACAGUCUCUCCUUCAGACUUUUCUUC